This is a messenger RNA of Lactuca saligna, 1570 nucleotides long. NCBI's taxonomy places the organism in Eukaryota, Viridiplantae, Streptophyta, Magnoliopsida, Asterales, Asteraceae. The record is from the annotation of a GenBank genome assembly.
AUGAACAAUACUCAAAGCUUGAGAAGUAAACGUAAAUUGAAAAGGCAUAAGUAUGUAACAAAUCCAUUUUCCCUUUGUACAUCUUUCACUGCUUGCAUGGAGACUCUUCCUGAAAUUCUAGUGCUCGAAAUACUGAGUCGCGUCGACGACUCGGCGGCCGUAGCUUGCUGCCGAGCUGCGUGGAAGACUUUCAAUACUCUCUCUCCAGGUCUUCAUUCAAUCAAUCUUCAAUGGCCAUUGUCAAGUUACAUCGAAUCGAGGUCUAGGGUUUCAAAUGCUUCAAGUUCUUCCCAAAUCACUUCCCCACUCAAGACGAUUUUCCUCAAUCUUCUAUCGAACUUGAUAGUUGUUGAAUCGGUGCGUAUCGGCGUCAAGAACCUGCCCCGAGAUCUGUUGCACGUUGACGUUGAAGAUAAGGCAAAUGAUCUGCACCUCACCGAUGAGGAUUUCAUUAUGGAGUGGCUGCCUCGGGUUUCCCGAUCGUUGAAAUCCCUUUCAAUUUCUGAUUUUUGGGCUCAGUCAUGUCACCGUCGAUCGAAUGUUUUGUCUCUGGUGUCUGCUUACUGUCACAAUCUUGUUGAAUUAGAGUUGAAGAAUGCAUGGAUUUCUGUGGACAAUCUGAAUCAGAUGUUAAUGGUAACAAGUUUAACACUCGAAUCCAUGCGAUUAACUGAUAAGGAAUUAACCCAGUUGAAUCAGUCCUUCCCUAAUCUUCAAGUUCUUAACUUGAUAGAUGUUAGAGGACUUAAACUACCCAAAAUCUAUCUUCGCCACCUAAAAACAUGUCACUGGACUAUAACUGAUGCUCCACCAUUUCUAAAUGUAAUCGCACCCAACCUUAUCACACUCAGAAUCGAGUGUAAAAAGCCUGCUGCAGUUCGUGUUGAAGCUCCAUCGUUAACUCACUUCCGUCUUUCCAUUCCUCAUGCGGACCCACUUUUAGUCAAAAGGUAUGGGACUAUAAAAACAGUUUGGAUUGAGGCUUCACUCAUUUACCCCUUACUUGCUCACUUUCGAUAUACAGAUUCCCUAGAUCAUCUAACUUUGGAUUCACUAGGUUUGAUUAAAGGGCCUUUUGGAAUAUUCAAAUUUACCCUACAGAAUUUGUUCAAUAUUUUCCCCAACAUGACUUCUUUAUGUUUUCGGCCAAGGGCAUGGUCGGCAUUUGAGGUGAGGGGUAGCAUAUUUGGGAUUGGGAUGGAAGGAUUGAAAACUUUUUGUGGGUAUCUAAUGAUAGUUAACCUUUCGUUGACCUUAUCUUGGGUUGCUUGUGUGUUGGAUCAAUGCUAUAACUUGGUAGAUGUCUCUUUACUUAUCCACCGUAAUGUUUCUUCUAAUGUAUCGAAAGAUUUUAUGCGGACAUGCAUGCUGAGGUGGCCUAAACUAAAUUGGAGAUGGGGAACAUGGGAGGAAGGAAAGGAAGAUUGUUGGAUAAGUGAUGAAGAUUUAAUGCAAAUGUCAUCUGACAUGAAGCCUGAGUUUCGAUGUGUAAAGAAACAAAGAAGUUGAGAAGAUGUGGAGAAAGGUAUUUUGAAACAAAGAAGUUGAGAAGAUGUGGAGAAAGGUAUUU